This is a messenger RNA of Mesorhabditis spiculigera, 510 nucleotides long. The record is from the annotation of a GenBank genome assembly. Lineage: Eukaryota; Metazoa; Nematoda; Chromadorea; Rhabditida; Rhabditidae.
AUGAACGCACUUCUCUUCUCGAGCAGCAAGGAGCCGAUAAAAAUCAACGAGGGCAGUGGCGAGCAAGCGAUCGACAUUGGGGAUUCCGUUUUAUUAGAGAUCACUCAGUUCACCGAGGAAGCCGGGGAGCUUACUAAAACCAGCGACGAGCAGCGGAUCCGCAUCCGCGAGAAGUCCGGCAAUUUCCAGCGCAUCCUCGCUCACACGCUCGGGCUGAAGAAGGCCGCCCAGAUCUUUGUGUGCCCAAAACCCGGCGAGGCGCUGCUCAUCGUCGUCAAGAAGCACAAGAAGGCCAAUGACGACACGAGAAGCACCCUCGAUGCGGGCAGCGAGAGGGACCGCUCGGUGACGCCGAGCUCGGAAAUCGUGGAGGGCGCGGUGGUGGUGGAAGAAGAGCUGAAGGAGGAAAUUUCACCAGCCAAAAACAGCGUGCUCGAGCAAAUGGCCAAGUUGGGGCAGCCGAUCCUCGGCAUGGCCCCACUCCAUGGCCCAAGCUUGACCUGCCGGAAG